AUGACCUACUUCGGCCUGCGGCUGCUUACAUUAGCUUGUACGUACGAGUACCAUGUUGUUUCCAGAAUGGCUUGUAUAACAAAGUGCAGGGUCACGGCUCAUGAUGUCCUCGCGAUCUCUCUCCGCGCGGUACUUUACUAUUUGGGCAAGAAUGCUGCAAUGCGUGUGAAAGUGCGGGCCGAGAUCCGAGAAGCCGAGUUGGCCGGGAAGCUCUCUCUGGUUGCGCAGCAGAGAGAAACCUCCGACCUGGAAUAUGUCAAUGCAGUCAUCAUGGAGGCACUUCGAAUCCACCCCAGCACAGGGCUCAUGUUCGAGCGCUAUGUACCAGCAGGCGGAGUGGUACUUCAUGACAAGUUCAUCCCUGCAGGUACAACAAUCGGAGUUAAUGCCUGGGUUUUCAACCGAGAUAAGGAUAUUUUUGGGGAGGACAGUGACGUGUUCCGUCCAGAAAGAUGGAUUGAAAGCAAUGCCGAGCGCGUCAAGGAAAUGAGAAGAUACAUGUUCACUUUUAGCACUGGGUCCCGCGCGUGUAUUGGCAAGCACUUAGCCAUGAUGGAGACCACCAAGCUCAUCCUGCCAGAUCCGAAUCAUGAAUGGGACGUAGGUGGAAAUUGGCUGACUACUCAAACUAACAUGGAUAUGAUCUUCACCAAGCGCCCUGUAUCGAAUCUCUGA
Messenger RNA from Diaporthe batatas, 675 nucleotides. RefSeq lists its product as uncharacterized. Gene Ontology annotation, molecular function: heme binding; monooxygenase activity; oxidoreductase activity, acting on paired donors, with incorporation or reduction of molecular oxygen. Bases 1 to 675 code for a protein of 224 amino acids. The record is from RefSeq and is a predicted model, not a curated record. NCBI's taxonomy places the organism in Eukaryota, Fungi, Ascomycota, Sordariomycetes, Diaporthales, Diaporthaceae. The transcript is spliced from 5 exons.